Molecule: messenger RNA, 3716 nt
Organism: Anarrhichthys ocellatus (wolf-eel)
Lineage: Eukaryota; Metazoa; Chordata; Actinopteri; Perciformes; Anarhichadidae
Gene: p4ha3
Product: prolyl 4-hydroxylase, alpha polypeptide III
Exons: 11
Coding region: 1-1104 (367 amino acids)
Biological process (GO): peptidyl-proline hydroxylation to 4-hydroxy-L-proline
Cellular component (GO): endoplasmic reticulum
Molecular function (GO): procollagen-proline 4-dioxygenase activity; iron ion binding; protein binding
Source: RefSeq, a predicted model, not a curated record
AUGGACCACAGCCGGCUGACAUUUGGUCCUCCAGUGGCCUACGAGCAGGAAGACUACUACCACUCAGUGCAGUGGUUGGAGGAGUCGGUGCGUCUCUUCAGGGGACCAGGAGGCGAGUGGAGCCCUGAGAAUGCAGGGACUUUAGAGGAUGCUCUGGAUCACCUGGCCUUCUCUCAUUUUAAAACAGGAAACAUCUCCUACGCUCUCAGUUUAUCUCAGGAGUUACUGCAUCGUGAUCCAAUGAAUGGAAGGGUUUCGCAGAAUGUUGAGAAAUACGAAAAGCUUCUGCUUUCACGUCCGCCCAUACCAAUCGGGAUAGAUGGGCUGAGGAGACCCGACUCCGAUCAUUUAAGGACCAGGGACACAUACGAGAGGCUCUGCCAGACCAAAGGCUCUCAGCAGCCAAUGCAGUUUGAAAACCCCAGACUAUUCUGCGACUACUUCACCAACGGGAAUCCUCAGCUGCUACUUCUGCCUGUAAGACGUGAAGUGCUGAGCCUGCAGCCGUAUGUGGUCCUGUACCACAACUUCAUCACAGACACAGAGGCUGAGGACAUCAAGAGGACCUCUCAUCCAGGAUUGAAACGAUCUGUGGUGGCAGCUGGAGAGAAUCAAGCAACAGCAGAGUAUCGCAUCAGCAAGAGUGCGUGGCUAAAGGACUCCGCACACUCCACUGUUGGGAAGCUGGACCACAAGAUUUCCAUGCUCACAGGUUUGAAUGUGAAGCAUCCAUUUGGCGAGCACCUCCAGGUGGUUAAUUAUGGGAUUGGUGGCCAUUAUGAGCCUCACUUUGACCAUGCUACAUCGCCUUCGAGUCCCGUGUUCAAGCUGAAAACUGGGAAUCGAGUGGCAACCUUUAUGAUAUAUCUCAGCUCGGUCGAGGCAGGUGGGUCCACAGCCUUCAUCUACGCCAACUUCAGCGUUCCUGUCGUGGAGAAAGCAGCCAUUUUCUGGUGGAAUCUCCAUAGAAACGGUCAAGGAGAUGCAGACACACUGCAUGCUGGCUGCCCUGUGCUCAUUGGGGACAAAUGGGUGGCAAACAAAUGGAUCCAUGAGCAUGGCCAAGAGUUCCAACAUCGCUGCAGCCUGGAUCCUGAAGAGUGAGAGGGCUGGAGUGAUAGCUGGGCCCCUUGGAGUACAAGAGUAAGCCUCUACAGUUGAGAGGCACAAUUGCAGGCGGAGGGGAGGAGGUAGCCAGAAAGUGAGCACACACAGUCAGGGGAAGUGAAAGCCGUCGUGGGACAGCCUGCAUCUGUUAUUGGAGCCCUGGGCCCCAGGGAUCCUGGAGCGCACAGUGCUGCAGUGGACACGGAUAGCACAAGACUGAGGGGCGGGGUAGAAGAAAGCCGUGGCAGUUGGCAAUCAGCCCCCAGAGGCCAAACGCUCUCUUGCUCUUACUGGCGAGUUCCGGCAGAUGGAGAGAGGCUUCUGCACACAGUGCUGGUUUCAGUUAACUGUGUUUGCGAGGCUGUUUGCCUCUCCUGCUUGCUUAACAACUGACAUCUGCAGCCCUUCUCCAACAUUGGGCCCACUCCAGGGUCUGUCGUUACAAAUCAACACAGCUGUAGUCUGUGCAAACGGCAGAACUUUAUUUAUUUAUGCAGAAGUUUACAAAGAUACCAAAUGUGCCUGAAUUAUAGUGAAAUUAGUGUAUAAACAGUUUUUUUUGAGAUUUUUUUAUAUUCAAGUCCAUUUAAAAGUGAUAAUGCUUCCAUGAUGUGCUGGAAUAGGCAGAUACACAGCAUGAGACAUUGUUUUACAGAGUGGCAAAACAUUUUAGGACUUUAAAGGUAAUAUGUGUCAGCGACAGAGAUUUUGGUUGAAGUUCUUCCGUAAUGGGUCAUGUCAGAGCUCAGGGCUGCAGCUCAGACUGGUGCUAUGAGUCAAAGGAACCAGUCAUUGUGAGUCUGCCAGCUAAUUCCCAGCUGACUGAACGAUGUGGUCGUUGCUGUCUGUGGGAGACUCUUUCAAAAACUGCCUGUAUAAUGGAACAGAUGAACCGGGUCUGUCAGCCUCUUAUUGAGCUUCAGAGGCUGGGGGUCAUUAAUCAUGCUCUGCAUGCCAAGUGACAUGGAACACGUCUGCUCCAGACUUCUUGUCUGAACUCGCAUAACCAAAGCUGUGUGCAUGCCACUUGGAUAUCUCAGAUAGCUGUGCCUAAGUAGGUCAUAACCCAUCUUAAACUGAGUGAAGUGGAACAUACACUAUUACAAUUUACUGUAUCUGCUUGGGCACUAAGAGGGCUAUGUGUGACCUCUAAGAAUUAAAUGAAGAUGAUCUGUGAGAGUGAAAGGGAGUGACAGAGGAGUAAUACCUCUGCCUGCUCACAGUGAUACACAUUUUCCUUCCAGUUCCCAACAGUGUAUACAAACAGACACACUCUCCAAGUACACACUGACACAAAGCAAAUAUAAGCACACUGGAUGCAUAUUGCUCAUUCCUGUGUGCACACUAAACAGCAGAACUUAAUUAUUGAUGGAUAGCAAGACGCUGCUUUUCUGAAGCUGUAAUUAGUUUCAUUACAAGUAUUCAUGCCAUUUAAACAGUCACAGCUACAUUUAGCCUCAAAACACUAAGUAGAUGAGACCACAAGUGUAUUUCAUUUUAAAAAUGGUCUCAAUAUUGUCAACAAGGGGUUAACAACCACUUCAGCUAUAUUUAUGGAAACGCAUAUUGUGAAUAUAGAGAAGUGUCCUAUGCAAAUGAUAGAUAUACUGUAUUUAUUUCAGUUUGACUUGAAGCAGCAAAGGUUCAUUUAAGAUGUUUUUUUUCUUUCAUACAAUUAAAUCAGAAACAUAAUAAACCAGUAAGUCCAGGAAAGCAGAAAGGUUUAAAGUAAUGUUUCACAGGUCCAACUUACAACCUGAAGCCUGACUUUUCCUAGACUUCAAAGGGCUUUAUUCUGCACUCAUCCUUAACUCCUGCAGCGGCCCUCACUGUUACCAUGAUCACCACAACAAAUGUGGCUCUAGAGGGACUUGUUGCUAUGCAAGAGCAUAGUCCAAACAUCCUAAAGCGUACAUGACUACACCAUAUGCCUACAUCGACACGGUGGCAAGUAAUUCUACAUAUUUAAAGGCAGACUUUAUAACACACUGGGACAUGCAACAAUUUGAGAUGUAGUUGAUAAUAUGUUACAUAGUUAGUUAUUGUGCACAACUGAUGGAAACAUAGAAUUGAAUACAACGCUGACUUGCAGGGAAGCUGCGCAGCAACAGUUAAAUAAAGUGAAGCAGAAAUACUGUAAGCCUCUUUUAAUCUCAGGUUCGAUUAAGACAGAAAAUCACUACAAAGUGCUGUUAGUGAGCAGCUUUGUACAAGGAUGGAAAGAUCAGUGCUGCUCCCCUCUGCUGGUGAUGUAAAAGAAGGCUGCAUGGUGUUAGUGAAAACUUGAAAUGUUUUUCACUCUAUUCAAAUGUUUGUGCUACUUUUAUUGUAAAGUUUCACAAUAAUUUAUAAUGUGUUUUUUUUUUUUGUAAAAUGUUGACUGGAUUAUGUAUUGUGUAUUAUGUAUUAUUAUCUUUUGGUCCCACAGUCUAAAAACAUGCAGUUAAGGUUAAUUGGUGAUUUUUCUCUCAAUGUGGGUCACAAUGUGUGAAACCACAAUAUUGACCUUUUUCGAUAUAUUUUGGAUGCAUUAAUGGCAUUGCAGUCAUGUUGAAUUACUUUUGAUGUAUUGUUUUAUUUGAUUGCCUUUGUAUUCCCCUUGCCAGCAA